GUGGGACAUGAGAGCUAGGACUCAGCUCACUUUCUCCUUUUCACUCAGCAUGUAAAAAGGUACUACCAGCAAACAUUUAAGUUUGGUCUACAGAAGCUUCCAAGAUGUCCCAUCAACACACACUGCCAGUGACUGUUCCAGCUGUGGUUCAGGGAUCUCUCAAGACUGUGUGUUCUCCAGAUCAUAUCCAGCAGGAACAAGCAAAGCAACCAACUCCACAUCAAACACAGUGCCAGGUCUUCACUGAGAUUCAAGAGAAGGGCUUUCCCAAACAUGAGGAGAAGGGGCCAAACCCUGUGAAGGAUCUGCCUGAUCAAAAGUGUGAGCACCACCAGCAGCCAGGACCACAAAAGCAGCAGCUGCAGGUGAAAAAGUCACAGCAGAAGCUGCAGGAACAGGAACUGCAUCUGGAGAAGCAGCAGCUACCACAAGAGCCCCAGGGGCUCCUGUGCCUGGGACAGCAACAACAGCAAGAGCCACAAGUGCAAGAACAGCACCUCAGACAGCAGCAGCAGCAGCAGCAAGAGACACAGGAGCAGGGACUGUGCCUGGGGCAGCAGAAGCAGCAGCAGCAGCAGCAGCAGGAAGACAUGCUAGUACCACAGGAGCUACAUCUGAGACAGCAUCAGGAGAAGCUGCAGGAUCCAGAACUGCAUCUGGGUCAGCAGCAGAAAACUCCAGAGGAGCAGGAACUGAUUCCAGGAGAAAAGCAGCAGGAGCUGCACCUGGGACAGAGGAACCAGGAGCCACAGGAGCAGGAGCUGCACCUGGGACAGAGACACCAGGAGCCACAGGAGCAGGAGCUGCACCUGGGACAGAAGCAGAAGCAGAAGCUGCAUGAGCCAGAACUGCCUCUGGGAAAGCAGCAGCAGCAGGAGUCACCUGAGCCAGAACUGCAACUGGGAAAGCAGCAGCAGCAGGAGUCACCUGAGCCAGAACUGCAACUGGGAAAGCAGCAGCAGCAGGAGUCACCUGAGCCAGAACUGCAACUGGGAAAGCAGCAGCAGCAGGAGCCACCUGAGCCAGAACUGCACCUGGGAAAGCAGCAGCAGUCACAUGAGCCAGAUAUGUCAGGGGAUCAGAAAGAGAAGCAGAAACUUCAUAAGCCAGAACUGUACCUGAGAAAGCAGCAGCACCAGGAGUCACCUGACCCAGAGUUGCACCUGGGAAAACAGCAGCACCAGGAGUGUCAGGAACCAGAACUGCAAUUGGAAGAGAAGCAGCAUCAGAAGCCACCUGAGCCAGAACUGCACCUGGGAAAGCAGCAGCAGCAGCAACAGAUAGAGCAUGAAGGUUAUCAAGGAUCAAAAAGCCUGGGUCAGUCACUUAAGCAAGAGAAAGCUUCAAGGGAACAGCAGCCGGAUUACUCACAUCUAGAACAGGAGAAGAAACUCUCAGACCAGCCACUGGAUCAAGAACUAGUAAAGAAGGGUAAACAACUGGAAAGGAAGAAGCACGAAUUGGAGAACUAGACACAGCAGGAGAAGGAGAUAAAGCAAUUAGUACCAAGCACUGACUAAGCCAGUCCAACCAGUGAAAGGAGACGUGCUCACUACAGAGAAGCAGCAGCAGAACCAUGAAGUGCAGUGAAGCCAAAACUAAAGCAACCACACCAGUGUCCCAGAGACUCUCCAACCAUCCCAUAUAAGGGAAGAGAGCCAUCCACACUUCCUUAAGGUCCUCAGCUGGCCUACUCAUCCAUGAAUCUACCUGGCCCUGACCAUCCUCUUGUCUAUGACAGGCUGGAUACAGGAUGCUAUAUGGUCCAUUAUCUACCCACAGAAGCUCAAUCCCAACCUUAAAUAUCACAGCCUCUUCCUGAGGCACGGGGUGGGGGAAAAGGGGAGGCCUGUCAGGAGUUAGCAACUCUGAUGUCACUCCUAAUGUUGUGGCAGAAUUGUGAAUAGGCGCAAUGUCUAAUAAAUCCUAAAA
Messenger RNA from Mus caroli (Ryukyu mouse), 1932 nucleotides. The record is from RefSeq and is a predicted model, not a curated record. NCBI's taxonomy places the organism in Eukaryota, Metazoa, Chordata, Mammalia, Rodentia, Muridae.